UAAGUAUAUUCAAUCAGAGCUGACCUGGUGUUCAACAACAACAGCGGUAACAGCAAUAGCAACAAACAACAACAAAACUACAUCAUCAGCAACAGCUGUUGUACAAACUAAGAAGGAAGAAACGAUAUUGGGUGUUGUCACCUUCACGAGGAGAGUGUAAAACUGUCGUCAUGUGAAGUAAACAAGGCGGAGUAAGAUCGGAAACGUGUUUGUAGAGUUUCUAGCUUUGAGGCGGAGCAAUUAAGAAAUUACCAACUUAGAGAGGCGGCCUAACAGGCCGCAUUUCGACCCUGAUCACUUAUUACAUGUAGUCGGAAGCGGUUAGAGGUUUUUUUUUUUCAUUCUCGGAUAUGGAAUCGUCGCAAAUGUCAACAGAUAAAACCAUAUCGUCGAACGGAGAGACACCUCGGGUGUUGUUCAAACGUCUGUACGAGCGUGCGGCACAGCUGGGUAUAGACGGACACCAUUUAUCUACAUUGUCGUGUAUUACGGAUAUUAGACCGAAGACAAAGAAACAGAUUGAAGAAGAAGAAGAAAGGAUUGCUAACGGUGGUCUGGUUUGGUCUAGAACUACUAGAUAUUUUAUGUACGCAAUUCUGCUCUUGCUCGCUAGCAUUUUCUGCGUGUUCUUUCUCAACGUACCCGUGAGUGGUGAGCAAGUGACGAAUUGGUGGUUUAGCUUCAAUGAUUACAAUCUUUACAAUGAGCGAUGUCUAAUAGAUGUCCACGAGAGUAUAUCGUUGCUAUUUAGACCCCCUGCAGAUUGUAAAUUUUGCAGGAAUGUUACACAUGUCGAUCGGGUUUCCGGAAUAUCAGUUGCCGAGUUCGAAAAAGAUUAUGCUUAUUCAGGUCGGCCCGUUAUCAUUACCGAUGGCAUGAAGAACUGGACGGCUCUGGAUGUAUUUUCCUUUGAGUUUUUUAAGGGAAUUUAUAGCGAAGAUAGUCCGGCUUUGUCUAGUUCGGAACGGAACUGUCAGUUUUUCCCCUACCAAACCAAAUUUAAGAAUUUAGGUGAGGUGUUUCAAAUGGAUCCAGCCCGAGUUGAUUUAACUGAUUCUUCGAAUCCCUGGUAUAUAGGCUGGAGCAACUGUGAUAUUGUGGCUGGUGGGAUAUUACGUCAACAUUAUUCCAAGCCGUACUUCCUUCCAGAAGUUUCAGAAUCUAGCAGAACAGAUUGGAUCUUCAUGGGAACUCCUGGAUAUGGAGCUGAAAUGCAUGUUGAUAAUGUUGGUGACCCAUCUUGGCAAGCUCAGGUGACUGGACACAAGAAGUGGCAGCUUGAACCUCCACCAGAGUGUUAUUAUGAGUGUGUUGCUUCUCUUGAUGUGGUUGUCAACCCAGGUGAAAUAAUUGUUUUGGACACAAAUAUUUGGUUCCAUAGCACCAAGAAUGUUGGAUCUGACCUGAGCAUUACAAUUGGAUCUGAAUAUGAUUAAACUUCAUCAUUGUAAUAAAUAAAAUGAAAUAAAAGUAAAAAAAAAAACACAAAAGUUACACAGAGAUUUGAGAAUUUUGAUAAGUUUGUAUGCUGAGUGGAAAAGAGGAAUUUGAUAUUUCGGACUGACUUAUCAUUUUAAAGAAUUAGACAUUUUUAUUUCUGUUUCAAACAAAGGAUCAUUCUUAAAACAUCAGAUUCCUCUCUUUCCCGCCUUUAUACAAACUGCCAUACAAACUUAUAUGUGAACUCACAAACUGUAAUAUUUUAUGUUUUAUUAUCGUUCUCAUUGUUGUCAUUGUUGUUGCUGUUUAUAUUGCCAUAAAUAGA
This is a messenger RNA of Octopus sinensis (East Asian common octopus), 1765 nucleotides long. RefSeq lists its product as uncharacterized. NCBI's taxonomy places the organism in Eukaryota, Metazoa, Mollusca, Cephalopoda, Octopoda, Octopodidae. The record is from RefSeq and is a predicted model, not a curated record. The transcript is spliced from 5 exons. Bases 351 to 1436 code for a protein of 361 amino acids.